Molecule: messenger RNA, 2914 nt
Organism: Trichosurus vulpecula (common brushtail)
Lineage: Eukaryota; Metazoa; Chordata; Mammalia; Diprotodontia; Phalangeridae
Gene: LAG3
Product: lymphocyte activating 3
Exons: 6
Coding region: 370-2199 (609 amino acids)
Molecular function (GO): transmembrane signaling receptor activity; MHC class II protein binding
Source: RefSeq, a predicted model, not a curated record
AAACAGUGAGCCCCAGAGGUGGUAGGAGGGGGGCAAUACGAAGGGGAAGUGGGGACCGUGGGGGAGAAAGAGGAGGAGGUAUCAUUGCUACCGGGAAGACAGGACAUCAGAGAAGUACUCCAUCCCAGCACUGGCCUCUCCCUUUUGUUCUUUGGCCUUUAUUCCUUCAACCCUCUCUGAAUUCUGCUCUCCUGAUUUCUCUCUCCAUUCUUCCUGUCCUCUUAUUUCCUGCUUUCUACCUCUAUAUCCUGCCACCUGGUUUCUGGCUCUAUCUCCUUCCUGGCAUCCUCUUCCUCCCUAUACCUCCCUCCCAUCAUCUCUAGCCUGUUCUUCCCUGGAGGGCUCUAUUCAGGCCUCCUUGGAGGAGAGAUGCUGUGGGAGGUGAGAUCCCUAGCCCAACUGCUGCUACUGUUGCUGGUUGCCGGAGCAGGGACUCAAACACCCAGGAAAGAAGUCCAGGUGGUAUGGGCCAAAGAGGGUUUCCCUGUUCAGCUCCCCUGUGUCCUCUCGAGCAUUCACCAAAACCUCUCUAGGAGGCAUAACUUUCUUUGGAAAGUGACUGUCAUCUGGCAGCGCUGGCAGGACAGGACCCCCCAAGCCAACUGGUACACAGUAUUCAGGGUGGGGCCAGCUGGUUUGCGGAGUGUUAGGCUUCCCCCACAGCCCAGGCUGCAGCUAGGAGGGCUGAGCCUGCACCAGGGAGAUUUCUCACUCUGGCUCCGUCCAGCCUGGCUCUCAGAUGCUGGGGAGUACAGAGCCCAGGUCCACUUUGAGCACGGUGAUUUGAGAUGUCACCUCUGCCUCCGCUUUGGCCGAGCCUUUGUAACUGCCAGCCCUCCUGGGCCCAUUGUGACCUCAGGUCUGGUCCUUCUGAACUGUUCUUUUGACCGUCCAGACCUCCCAGAAGCUGUGCUCUGGUCUCGAGGCCAGGUACCCAUAAGCCCAUCUUCCCGGCAUUUUCCAGUUGGGAGUCUUCUCUUCUUGUCCCAUGUCACUCUCUCAGAUGCUGGGCCUUGGGACUGCUGUGUUAUCUACCCAGAUGGAUUCAAUGUCUCUACUACCCACCACCUCACGGUCCUAGGUCUGGAGCCCCUAACCCAGAAGACGGUGUAUGUGGGAGAAGGAUCAAAGGUGGAGCUCCCUUGCCAUCUCAGCCCUGCUCCAGGAACCAUGCCAGGGCUGAUUGCCCAGUGGACCUUACCUUGGGGCAGAGGCAGCUGCCUUGUGUCGGGAGAUGACAAAAGCAGCUUUGCCCUGAGGCUGGACCAUGUGAGCAGAGCCCAAGCAGGGACCUACAACUGCAGCCUCAGUUUUCAAGGGCAUCAGCUCAGUGCAGUGGUCACCUUAGCUGUCAUCACAGUGACUGCUAAAUCCUUUGGAUCUUCAAGUUCCAGAAAAGGGCUGCUUUGUGAGGUGACCCCAGUGUUCAGGCAAGAGCACUUUCUAUGGACCACCUUGGAUAAUCAGACUCUGGAAAACCCACCAGGGCCCUGGUUGGAGCUGGGAGAUGAAGAGCUACAGGUCGACCAGUGGCGGUGCCAAGUGUAUCAAGGGACCCAACAAUGUGGAGCUAUAGUUUACAAUCUGGGGCUUCAGGGCACAGGUUUGAGACCCCCAAAUCCCAUGGUACCCCAACCUCAGCCUAGAAAUCCUGACCCUCUCUUCCAGAUUCCCUGCACUCUCAUUUCUGCCCUGCUCCUUCCCCAGAUUCUAUUCUUCACUUUGCCUCUCCCGGCCCGUCCCUCCUCCAACUACUAUAACCAUCUUGUCCUUCACUUUCCUCUCUCACUUGUGCCCUGUCUUAUAGAUGCCCAGCUCUCUGAGAGGAACCCCAAAGCUCUGAAGGGUGGGAAACAGCUCCCUCUUCUCCUCAGCCUUGGCAUUUUACUUCUGCUCUUCGGGGUAGGAGCUGCUGUGUUUCGUUUACGACAAAGCCAGGUAAAGUGUGGAAUAUUCUCUCUUACCUCCAGGAAAGUAGAUCCACAGCCCACAGGACCAUCCCCAAGAUUCCCUCUGCUAAGAGAACCUGCCUCACAGAGACCCUCCCCCAAGAUUACAAACCCUGCCCCAGACCCUACUCCCUCUCUGCCUGGGGAAGGAGUACAUUCAGAAAUCUGCUCCUGGGGUUUAGAAGGGAAGAGCUGGGGAGGAAGAACAAGGAUGGGGGAGGGGCUAGUUCUGUUGGGUGAGGAGAGUUGACAUCAGUAUCCAUCUCUUUCCCUCCAAGCUGCCCAGGAGGUUUUCUGCCCUGGAAGAUGUAGCUCAAAGGCCCCAGGAACAAAACAAGGCAGAAGAAAUGCAGCCAGAGAGCCAGUGUCAGGGAUAGAGCCUGGAGCACUGGCAGGAGUGGUCCUGAUGUAAAGAUGGGGCAGUCCUCUGAGAAGCAGCUCCUUCCUUCCUCAAGACUGGCCUUCCACACCAAAUAAACUCCACUUUCUCAGCAGGAUGGCCUGUGGUUCCUCCAUAGCCUAUGUCUCCUUUAUCUUUUUGCUGCCCUGGGAGACCCCCGUGACUCGCUCCUCUCACGGCCUACCUGGCUCCUCAUCAGCUUAAUUGCAUUUCUGCAGUAAUUUGUAAAGUUUUACACUUUCCUCACAACUCUGUGAGAUGGAUGGUACAAAUAUGAUGUGGUCUCCAUUUUACGGAGGAGGCUUAGAAAAAAUCAAAUGAUUUGCCUUUGGUCUUCCUCUCUCUCCAUAUUUCUAUUUCUGUCUCUGUCUUCUUUGGUUUGUCUGUCGGCUGUCUCUUCCUCUAAUCUUGCUUCAGCCUUUUUUGGAGCCUCAGAAGGCUCCAAACAAGUCCCUAGUCCAACCCCUUCCACUUUUCCCCUAAACCCAUACCUCAUUAGUUUAAAGCACUUUUGAAUAUAUAUUUUCUUUUUUCUUUAUUAUGAAUUUGACAAAAAUAAAAAUAA